Molecule: messenger RNA, 764 nt
Organism: Phragmites australis (common reed)
Lineage: Eukaryota; Viridiplantae; Streptophyta; Magnoliopsida; Poales; Poaceae
Exons: 2
Coding region: 166-546 (126 amino acids)
Source: RefSeq, a predicted model, not a curated record
GCGAGUUUCGGACUGGUCCCGAGCGUUUGUCGCAAGCUCCAGGAACUUCGAUGCCUUCUCACAAGCUCUCGCGCCGUGGCAGCCAGUGAGCUGAGCUGACCUCGCUGCGAAGUGCGGGCGGGCGCUCGUGAGACCAGAAGCGACACGUGCGCGGGGAGGCCGGCGAUGUUCGCGACGGCGGCGCGGUGGGCGGCGAAGAAGGGGAAGCCGAAGAUGGCGCCGAUCGAGCUGACGGCGCCGCCGGAGCAGACCCAGUCCAUCUCCCGCGCCAUCUUCGACGUCGUCAGGGAGCACGGCCCGCUCACCAUCUCCGACGUCUGGGAUCAUGUCAAGGAUGUUGGACUGAGGGGCCUGACGAGCAAGAGGCAGAUGAAGAUCAUGCUGCGGUGGAUGAGAGAGCGGCAGAAACUGAGGCUCAUCUGCGACCACGACGGGCCUCACAAGCAGUUCCUCUACACCACCUGGUUCACCAACCCCAAGAACGCGCCGCAGAGGCCCAAGGCGGAGCUCAAAGCCAAAGCAGAGCUCUCCCCUCCCAAGCCGUGAGGAGAUACAUGUCCAGGUUCCCAUCGUCGCAAUGCUCUGCUGUUCUCGGUCCUCACCUGUGUUGAGAAGAUCAACUGAUGCUAAAUAUUGAUGGAAAAUUAAGUUUGUUGUGGUUCUAUUUUUCGUAUGACUAACCUUCCUCGUUAAUCAUGUAAUUGCUGAUAAAUCUGCAGUCUAUCAAGCUGCAUGCUUAAGCUUCGUGCCUUCUCGACUUCUCA